AUUUCACAUAAAAUACGAAAACUGGCAUCUGUACCAUGCUGAACUGUUUAGGUGACCAUUUCAGGUUGGCUUUAAGUUUAAUAUAAAAUAUACCAGAGCACAAGCUUGAAUUUCAAGCCCAAGCUGAUCUCAAUUUCUGUAACUCUUUUUCAAGCCAACUAGAGCACAAACUUCAUAGUUUUGGCUCAUUCCAUUGACAUCCUAAUAUGGUGUUAGUUUAGCCAUCCAAAGCCUUAAGUCAGCUAACUGAAACACACACACACACACACACACACACACACACACACACACACACAUUGACAACACUCAUGAGGAACAAAGAUGAUUCAAAUCAAGAUUCCAAAAGUUUUUGGUGUUUUUGGUCAGGUAUGUACAUAGUUACCAAAGCUAUUUGUGGAACCAUGCUGCAAGUGUGAGAGUGCAAAAAUAUGGAACCAAUCAAGUUGUAUUGGGUGACCUGGUAUAUUGUAAAGGAGAUGAUGCUGGAACAGUGCCAGUAAGUAUCACUUCUGAACAUGAGGACGAUACUUCUGAAGACAUGGAUAAUUGUGGACAGUUGGAUGAAAUUUCCAGAACAGAUCUUCCUGAGGGGAGAAAUAGUCUUGUUAAGGCUGUAACUGUCGAAGAUAUCAAUUCUGGAAAUUAUACCAUUGAGGAUGUUGUCCUUCCUAUGCCUGGUUCAAGAGUAACGUAUCCUGUGAAUGAAGUUGCUGAUGUUUACCAUGAUAUGGCCAAGAAGGGCAAUAUUGAUUUGAAGGAGAGUGUUCAUAAUGUCAAGGAAUUUUCAAUAACUAGCGUAACUGGAAGCUAUAGGCGUGUUUUUCAGAAGCCAAUUGACUUUGAAUGGGAAUUACUCACAUAUACUGAUGGAAAUAUAGCAUUGGCAGAGACAGAUCUGGACAAAAUUGCCAAGACUAGACGAGUGAAUAUGGUUGAAGACAAACCAACCACUGGAAGUGAGGACAAAGCUCUGUUUGAUGGUAUCAAACAAUCAGAGAGCAUUGAAGAUGAUCUGAGUUCUUCAACUGUGAAUAUUGAUGUUAAGGAUGAGAAUCAAGUUGAACAGCCAGAAAAUCAAACGUUGCCUGACUCUACUCAGAUGGCUCUGAAGUUGGGCUUUACUCUUCCAUCUUCAUGUUAUGCCACGAUGGCAAUAAGAGAGCUGUUAAAGACAUCAACAUCGGUAGCUUUCCACAAGACAUUAAACCAGUAACAAAUUGCUUCUGAGAGGUAUACAACAUCCAGAUUAGUCAGGAAAAGCUUCAUGGGUUGAGAAUGAAGAAUGGAAAAUCAAGGUGAAAGAAUGAAGUAGUCUCUAAAUUUUGGAGGAUGUAAUUGACAGUAUCUUUUCCCCUGGAAUAGCUUUCCCCCUUCAGUCCGGAAAAGAAAAUGAAGAUGUACGAGAAUCAGUCUUCUCAUGUAUCAGUACUGGCAUACAAUUUCUUCCAUUAAUAAUUAUAUUGCCAUCUCUAACUAUUUCAUUUCAAAAUCAACUUAUUUAUUAUAUAAUCAGUCUUAGUUUACAAUGUAGAAUCAGUAUUCUAUUUUUAAAAGUAGAAGAAUCAAAUGCUGAAAGAACAAUUCUCCAAGUUUUGUGGCAUUCUAUUCUGGAAGUCUUCCAUGCAAUUGAAAUGGAGUUUA
Molecule: messenger RNA, 1641 nt
Organism: Rubroshorea leprosula
Lineage: Eukaryota; Viridiplantae; Streptophyta; Magnoliopsida; Malvales; Dipterocarpaceae
Source: the annotation of a GenBank genome assembly